AGCACAAUUGAACUUAUUUUUCAACAUCAUCAAAUUAAGUUGAAAGCUUUCUUCUACUUUUCUUACCUAAAGCUUUUCAACUAUCAAGAGAAAGACAGCAUACCAGCACCGGCAAAAUGAGCGUUGAAGUGUUAGAUGGUGCAACAAUUAUCAGCUUUGUCGAAGACGAAGAUGCAUUCAGCGUCUCUGUACAUGACCGUUUCACCAACCUUGAUAAAGACAAAGAUGGUCUUCUUUCCUAUGCAGAAAUGAUGAAGGAGCUAAAGAGUCUGAGGGUGUUUGAGACUCAUUUUGGAAUCGAUGAGAAACCAGACCCAGAUGAGACUGCUAACUUGUACAACUCCUUAUUCCUGAAAUUCGACCAUGACUCAAAUGGGUCUGUGGAUCUGGAGGAGUUCAAGGCGGAGACGAAGCAAAUGAUGCUUGCUAUGGCCAACGGUAUAGGAGUUUUGCCUAUACAAAUGGCCCUGGAAGAGGAUAGCUUCCUCAGAAAAGCUGUGGAGAAGGAGACCACUAAGUUGGGUGCUUAAAAUGUUCUUGUCGUGACAACUGAUUCAUUCUUCUUUUUAUUUAUCCAUUGCAGUGCGUUUUUUGUUUUCUGGUUACAUGUGUUUUGAAUUCUGGAGCAUGUAAUAAUGAGCUGAAUUAAUGAAAAAUGUUUAUUGUUGGUAA
Molecule: messenger RNA, 672 nt
Organism: Mangifera indica (mango)
Lineage: Eukaryota; Viridiplantae; Streptophyta; Magnoliopsida; Sapindales; Anacardiaceae
Exons: 1
Coding region: 117-530 (137 amino acids)
Molecular function (GO): calcium ion binding
Source: RefSeq, a predicted model, not a curated record